AUGUUCCUUAGUAUUUUUUCGGAAAGACAGCUAGCACACUACCACUUUAGCUUCUGCCAUUGUUUUGUUUUGCGCUUUCAUGGCCUAAUACUGCCGUCUAAUAGUAACUGUAAUACUGGUAGAGGGUGUGUGUGUGUUAUUUUUUGUUUAUCCUUGAAUAUUGAAUUCCCGCUCAAUCUAAUUCACCCGCAUGGCUGUCCUCUAGACAGGGCCUUGGAAACAGUUGUCAUUAUUAAUAGUAUUAUGCUCGCUGGAAACGAACGACCUCAGCCUUUACUCACUUUCAAUGACCUUCCACCGUCUGCCACUUUAAUGAACCCAUUGAGUGCAAGUUCAGACGACGAACCUGUCCUGAGGAGGUGGUACCAUAAUGCCUCCCUGUAUCUAACGAUUCUUCUCAUCGUGGCACCUCAUCCUUCCCUAUUGUACUUCCUCGUCAUCCACUAUCUCAAGACUCUGAACGACACUUUCCAUUUCACCCUCCAUCUAUUCGUAACCUAUACUCUGACGGGUCUUGCCCUGUCGUCCCUCAUCGUUUGUGUGGCACGCGAUCCUGGGCCAGUAUCCAGCGACGAAAGUAACGAAGAUGAUCACGGUCGUGAAGUAGGAUUGACAGAAGCGUUGUUGACCAUGGAUGACGACUUCAACUCCCCUGCGAAGUGGUGUCGGAAGUGUUGGGCACCCAAACCUGAAAGAACCCAUCACUGUUCUACAUGCGGUCGUUGUGUUUUGAAAAUGGACCAUCACUGCCCUUGGCUCGGCUCGAGGUGUAUUGGCCAUAGAACGUACCCCGCUUUCUUGCAUUUCCUUUCCUGUAUAACCUUACUUGCGAUUUAUUUGGUCGCCAUCUGUGGUUCCUUCAUAUAUUAUGCAUUCACUCAUCCUUUCGAUGUGGAAGAGAGUAUACCCUUUCAUACUUUAGGACUCUUUUUCGCUGGCUGCAUAAUUGCCAUCGUCAUCGGUUCCUUUCUGAUAUAUCAUCUGUACCUCGUCACAACCAACCAGACCACUUUGGAACAUAUCUCCCCAUUCUUAAUCCUUCGAUAUCUUCCUCCAUUACCUCGUACCGGCCACAAGCUCUCCGACCCGCCGCAAGAGCACGAAUUAUCUUCACCCCAACGGAGAUUGGUCAAGGACGCACAUGGAACGAUACGACUAUAUGACGUUGGAUGGAAAAAGAAUUGGGGUCAGGUAUUUGGGUGGAACGGUCGUUACGGGUGGCUAAGGCGGCUCCUUUACGGUGGAGCUAGCACGGGCGAUGGGAAGGUAUUCGCUCGCAAUUCUCGGUCAGAAGAGUUGUUGGAGCGAGUAGCUAGAGAGCUGGUUGAAGCAGAUAAGGACAAUUAG
Messenger RNA from Marasmius oreades (fairy-ring Marasmius), 1347 nucleotides. RefSeq lists its product as uncharacterized. Bases 1 to 1347 code for a protein of 448 amino acids. NCBI's taxonomy places the organism in Eukaryota, Fungi, Basidiomycota, Agaricomycetes, Agaricales, Marasmiaceae. Gene Ontology annotation, cellular component: endoplasmic reticulum; Golgi apparatus. Gene Ontology annotation, biological process: protein targeting to membrane; peptidyl-L-cysteine S-palmitoylation. The transcript is spliced from 8 exons. The record is from RefSeq and is a predicted model, not a curated record. Gene Ontology annotation, molecular function: protein-cysteine S-palmitoyltransferase activity.